GUGGAAGAAACUGGAACAUGUGAAAAGAAACGAAAGAGAAAGCAGAAUUUUCUGGAACAUCCUAAAUUAUCCUUUCACUUCCUAUAAAUGCUGCAUCAGUCCCUUUACACAUCAUCGAACAAGAAGAUAAUUACCUGUUUGCCAUUUCACUAAAUCUCCCAACUUUCGAUUCUCUGCAAGUUAUAGGAUUUGAAGAUGUCUCUGAUUCCAAGUAUCAUUGGCCGAAGGAGCAACGUCUUUGAUCCCUUUUCCAUGGACGUGUGGGAUCCCUUCAAGGACUUUCCUUUCCACAAUUCUCUUGCUGCUUCCAUCCCCGAAUUUUCUCGCCAAAAUUCUGCCUUUGUGAGCACCCGUGUGGACUGGAAGGAGACUCCAGAGGCACACGUGUUGAAGGCUGACAUUCCAGGACUGAAGAAGGAGGAAGUGAAGGUGGAGAUCGAAGAUGAUAAUGUUCUUCAGAUUAGCGGAGAGAGGAAUGUUGAGAAGGAAGAUAAGAAUGACACGUGGCAUCGUGUGGAGCGUAGCAGUGGGAAGUUCGUGAGGAGGUUCAGAUUGCCUGAGAAUGCAAAAAUUGAUCAGGUGAAGGCUUCUAUGGAAGAUGGGGUUCUUACUGUCACUGUUCCUAAGGAAGAGGUUAAGAAGCCUGAAGUCAAGUCCAUUGAAAUUUCUGGCUGAGCUAUGUUACUUUGUUUAUGACCGCGUCUUUUUGUUUUGAUGAGGAUCUUGUGUGGGAGUGAUACAAUAAAAAUACUGUAAAAUGCAAGUCUUUUUGUUUUGCUGAGGAUCUUGUGAGUGAGUGAUAUAAUAAAGAUACUGUAAAAUGUACCGAAUGGUUGUGGUUGUUGAGAAAUAGAAUAUCAUUUUAAGAGUCUUGCUCCUAA
Messenger RNA from Vigna unguiculata (cowpea), 881 nucleotides. RefSeq names its product 18.5 kDa class I heat shock protein-like. Lineage: Eukaryota; Viridiplantae; Streptophyta; Magnoliopsida; Fabales; Fabaceae. The record is from RefSeq and is a predicted model, not a curated record.